Molecule: messenger RNA, 1601 nt
Organism: Sinocyclocheilus grahami
Lineage: Eukaryota; Metazoa; Chordata; Actinopteri; Cypriniformes; Cyprinidae
Product: protein ERGIC-53-like
Exons: 12
Coding region: 68-1414 (448 amino acids)
Biological process (GO): endoplasmic reticulum to Golgi vesicle-mediated transport
Cellular component (GO): COPII-coated ER to Golgi transport vesicle; endoplasmic reticulum-Golgi intermediate compartment; endoplasmic reticulum membrane
Molecular function (GO): D-mannose binding
Source: RefSeq, a predicted model, not a curated record
UGUUGGCCCUUCAGAGUUUCCAGUCAUCCCGCCCCUCUCUGCGCUACGUCAGCACUCAGAUUCAAACAUGGCGGUGCCCAUAGCCAAGUGCCUGGCAGCUUAUGCCUAUUUAUUACUAAUAUCUUUAAUAUUUCCGCACGCUUUCGCUGACAAUGCUUCCGAGGACUCGCCGCACCGGCGCUUUGAGUAUAAAUACAGUUUCAAAGGGCCACAUCUGACACAGAGUGAUGGAAGUAUCCCAUUCUGGAUUCAUACUGGGAAUGCCAUUCCUAGUUCAGAUCAGAUCCGAAUCACCCCCUCUCUGCGAAGCCAGAAGGGUUCGGUAUGGACAAAAAACCCUGUAAGUUUUGAACACUGGGAAGCUGAAGUGGCAUUCCGUGUGUCCGGACGAGGACGAAUGGGAGCAGAUGGAUUGGCCAUAUGGUUCACGGCCAGUCCAGGUCUGGAGGGUCCUGUGUACGGGGCUGCUGAUCAGUGGAACGGCGUGGGAAUAUUCUUUGAUUCUUUUGAUAAUGAUGGAAAGAAAAACAACCCUGCUGUCCUGGUGGUGGGUAACAAUGGAAAACUUAUUUUUGACCAUCAAAAUGAUGGCACAACCCAGUCUCUGGGUACAUGUCUUAGAGACUUUAGAAAUAAACCUUACCCUGUACGUGCCAAAAUUGCCUACUACAAGAAAACUUUAUUGGUUUUCAUCAAUAACGGCUUCACUCCUGAUAAAGAUGAUUAUGAGUUCUGCACCAAAGUAGAAAACAUGAUCAUUCCUGAGAAUGGUUAUUUUGGCAUCUCUGCGGCCACCGGAGGACUUGCAGAUGACCAUGACGUUCUGUCAUUUUUGCUGUUCAGACUUACCGAGCCUGGGCAGAAUCUGCCUCCCCCAGAAAAAGAGAUUCCCAAAGAGGAGAAGGACAAGUACCAGGAGGAAUUUGAGAAUUUCCAACAAGAGCUGGACAAAAGGAAAGAGGAGUUUCAGAAAGAGCACCCUGAUGUCCAGGGGCAGCCCAUUGAGGACCUGUUUGAAAGCGUUAACGACCGGGAAAUCCGUCAGGUGUUUGAGGGGCAGAAUCAAAUACACCUGGAAAUCAAGCAGCUGAACAGGCAGCUGGCCAUGAUUCUGGACGAACAACGGCGCUAUGUGUCAGUCAUCACAGAGGAGAUCUCCAAACGCUCUUCACAAGCACAGUCAGGACAGGCUCCCAAUCAUGAAAUGGACACCAUUAUUAAUACACAACAGGAGGUUUUGAGGAACCUUAAUGAAAAUCCUGCAGAGAAGGUGAAAUGUCCUGAACUUCCUCCUUUACCCACCUGCCUCUCUACCACACACUUUGUGAUCUUCAUCGUCAUUCAAUCCCUCCUCUUCUUCGGCUACAUUAUGUACAAGAGUCAGCAGGAAGCAGCAGCUAAGAAGUUUUUUUGAUGAUUCAUAGCUCUUGGUAAACACAGCACAACAUGUAAAUUGUCCAUUUGUUUUGUUCAUUUCCAGUUUGUUUGUUUUCUGUUUGCAAACUGUAAAUUAUUAUACUUGAAAACUGAAGUAUUUUGUUUGAGAUUAUUAUUUUUUUUGUUUUAAUUCUUGAUUUUUAAUUUGAUCAGAGUUGUACAGG